AUGACUUCGAAGAACUUCGCGGCCCUUGCGGCUCUAGCGACGGUUGUAGCCGCACACGGCAAUAUCACUUCACCACCCGCGCGAACGCCCGGCCCAGCAAUGGCAGCGGCUUGUGGCCAACCCGCUGUUGAUUCCGCAUUGUCAGACGGGACGACGCCACUGGAAGACAUAGAUAUGUCUGCCGCCACCGCAAGCUGCCAACUCAGCCUGUGCCGCGGCGCCACCUUCGAAGACAACCGCGCGAACGUGCAAACGUACAGCGCCGGACAGACGAUCCGCAUGCUUGCUCAGCUGCCGAUUCCGCACGAGGGCCCGAUGAAUGUGUCCAUCGUCGACACAAGCACAAACACCGUGAUUGGAGAGCCGCUGAUCGAAUUCGCGAGCUAUGCGGACGAAAAUCUGCCCGCGCUGCCGGCAAACAAUACGGACUUCAGCGUCACGAUGCCGCAGCUGGCGGACGGACAGUGCGCCCAGGCCGGGCAGUGCACGAUACAGUGGUUUUGGUUCGGGACGAAGGCCCAGCAGACGUACGAGAGCUGCGUGGAUUUCGUGAUGGCCUCGGCGAAUGCAAGCGCGAUGACCUCGGCGGCAACUUCUGCCACGGGGUCGGCGGUGCCGGCAGCCGACGCCAGUUCUGGCACCGCGAGCGGGUUCUCGUUUGUGUAUCGGGCAAGGCGAUUUAGAGUAUAG
Molecule: messenger RNA, 690 nt
Organism: Verruconis gallopava
Lineage: Eukaryota; Fungi; Ascomycota; Dothideomycetes; Venturiales; Sympoventuriaceae
Exons: 1
Coding region: 1-690 (229 amino acids)
Source: RefSeq, a predicted model, not a curated record